Messenger RNA from Hyaloscypha bicolor E, 723 nucleotides. RefSeq lists its product as uncharacterized. The record is from RefSeq and is a predicted model, not a curated record. The annotation marks the transcript as partial. The transcript has a single exon. Lineage: Eukaryota; Fungi; Ascomycota; Leotiomycetes; Helotiales; Hyaloscyphaceae.
AGAAAUCAAAUCGAGAAAACAUAUGCAACAGGAACUUGGCAGCGGAAGGUUUAUGACGACCUCGCCACUGUGCUUCUCUCCAAAGAGUACGGAAUGAAAACUUUCCCAUGUGUCUACGCUACCAAGGGCUACAAAUCCAACGAUCAACGCUACGUCUUCAUCGAAUCCGACGAUCCCUCGGAACCACGCAAUGUGCGUUUAAUUGGCAAGGCGUUACGCCAAUACCUCCCUUUGUCUCGAUCAUGCGGCCCCAACACCACGCUCGUGGUACUAGCGCCGCCCACCACCCCUACACCACGCUCGGUCGAACAAUACAACCUCGAAUUUUGGGCUUUCCUACGAGGUCUCAGAGUCUUUGACACCAAGCCUUGGCCGGAAGAUAUCCCAACAGACACAAGCACAAAUAAAUGGGCCUUCUGCUUCGACGGGGUUCCAUGGUUCCCGGCCGUCCUCACGCCCGCGCAUUCCAAACGACAAUCUCGAUAUACGCCAAACCUAGUAAUCGUGAUGCAGCCGAAAUGGAUCUUCGAUAUCCUGUUUAAUACUCCUGCGAAACGUUAUGGAGCGUGUGAGAAAGUUAGAGCUCUGGUUGCUGAGUUUGAUGAGAUUCCGGUCAGUCCUGACGUGGCGCAUUAUGGUGAGCCGGGGACGACAGAGAGUCGUCAAUACUAUCUUCUUGAUGAGAACAAGAGGUCUUAUUGUCCAUACCCAGAUCUUGUGUGA